Messenger RNA from Ruditapes philippinarum (Manila clam), 3084 nucleotides. RefSeq names its product arginine/serine-rich protein PNISR-like. The record is from RefSeq and is a predicted model, not a curated record. Bases 120 to 2678 code for a protein of 852 amino acids. NCBI's taxonomy places the organism in Eukaryota, Metazoa, Mollusca, Bivalvia, Venerida, Veneridae. Gene Ontology annotation, cellular component: presynaptic active zone; nuclear speck. Gene Ontology annotation, molecular function: RNA binding. The transcript has 12 exons.
CUAAUUCUUUCUUGUCGCUCAUAAGUCAAACAGACACAGUCUACAAUGUCCGGGAUCAAUUUAUUGAGCUUCGAAUAAUCUCCCAAGAAGGACCGAGGUAAUCUAAGACAGUUGUUACAAUGUGGGCAAAUCAGUGGCAAAGCGGAGGGGGAUGGCCAGUACAGCAAGCACAUCUACAGGCAAUGCCUCAUGAUCAAGUUGACUGGGCAGCUCUUGCUAAACAAUGGAUAGCACAGAAAGAUGCAGUAACACCAAUACAAGAUCAGGCCCCUCCUCCUCCAGUAUCUGUGCCACCUCCCUCACACAACCAGGGACCACCAGUUCAAGCAGAUAGUAUGGAAUUAUGCAAUGAUGAAAAUGGCGAGCAAAAUCAAAGCAAUGGAGGAAUGUAUGGGGGUCAAGAGAAUUGGAAUUGGGGAGGCAAUGUGGGGUGGAAUGCUCAAAAUCAAGGAUGGGGAAUGCCGCAACAACCUGUUCCAGAUUCUAAGGCAGAAACACAGGGAUUUGACUACAACCACAGUAGCUUCCAGCAGUUUGACUAUAACCAUGGUGGAGAAUAUGAUGAUUAUCCGAUGAAUGCUGGGGGUGGGGAACCACCUUGGGGAAGUGGUCCUGGACAUGGUCACUUUCCUCAUCGGAGAGGUAACUUUACAAGACACCAGAGAGAUAUGUCCCCUAAUGAAGAUGAAUCUGUUCUUCUGGAUGCUGCUAAAAGAAAAACACUGCCUGCCUGGAUAAGAGAAGGCCUUGAAAAAAUGGAGAGAGAAAAACAGAAGAAAUUAGAAAAAGAGCAAAGAGAGAAAGAACAGGAGGCAGUGCGUUUAGCUCGUGCUGAAGCAGAGAAAGCAGCUGAGGAGGAGCUGCGUCGAGAAAAAGAGGGAUACCAGGAUGGCCCUCGUGUACCAAAGAAAAGCAGAUUUGAUUCGGAUGAUGAAGAUGAUGAUGAUAGAGACAAAUCUGUUUCACCUGCACCUCGUAGAAGAUCUGGGUCAGCACAUUCACGAAGAUCCGGAUCUGCUCAUUCACACUCUCCUCAUAGCAGGAGAUCUACAGAGAGACGGAGUCCAUCUCCAGUCAAAACAGAGGAGGAAAAACAGGCAGAGUUUAUGAUGAAGGUACGACGUAUGUUAACAGAGAUUUUACUGGAGGUGACAGAUUCAGAGGUGCACGACAUUGCUAGAAAUGUGUAUAACAGAGCUAGAUCUAAUGCCUCUAAAGCUCCAGCAACCCAACUCGCCAAGUCAACAGCUUUGGCUUCUAUUACUUCACUUGGUUUACUUGGUUAUGGUAGUGAUGACAGUGACAAUGAGCAGGAAAGUGAUGUGGACAGACGACGAGGUCGUGGUGGCGAGUCUUCGGGGUCAGAGUCAGAUGAUGACUACGAGGAUAAGAUCAGAAGAAAGCGGGAAAGUUUUGACAGAAUGCAGCGACGUCGUCUUGAAGACCAGGAGAGAGAAGAACAGGAGCAGAUAGCUAGGAAAAAACAGGAAAUCCAAAAUACUCCAUCUUACCUGAAGGAACCACUAUCAGAAUCCCAUAAAUACCCUUUUCAACAACACCGACACAAAGAUAUUCCCGGUCUAGAGCAAGAAUCUGAUAACCAUAAUGAACAAAAUGAUAUAAAUAGAAAUAAAAAAGAACGGAGACCAAGUGAUCAUAGGGCAAAGCAUGAGAGUGAAAGGCAAUCAGACAAAAAAGUGAAAAGAGAGAAAGAGAGAAUGCGUGAGAAGGGAAAACAGAAAAAGAAGGAAAGUUCUAGUAGUUCUAGCAGUGGAAGUAGCAGUAGUGGAUCGUCUAGCUCUGGGUCUGACUCUGAUUCUUCUAGUUCUGAUUCUGAUUCAUCAUCUUCAGAAUCUUCUGUACAAAAACGCAAACAAAAGUCAAAGUCUGACACUAAAUCUAGUAAAUAUGCACAAGACAAUGCAAGGUCUGAUAGACAAAAAGAACUGAAUAGAAGUGACUCAAAUAGGGAGAGAGAAAAAUCCAGAAGGGAGAGUGAGAAAGACAAGAGAAGAGAGUAUGAAGAUGUGUAUGAUGAUGAAAGAGAGAAAAGAAGGGAGAAAGAAAGAGAAAGAGAGAAGAAGUCCGAGAAGAAUAGGAGUAGAUCUAGGGACAGGAGUGAUAGAGACAAGCAUAGAGAUAGUAAGAGAAGUAGAUCACAUGAUAGAAAGGAGAGGUCUGGAAGAAAAGACAGGGAGAGAAGUAAGUCCAGAGAUAGGCGUAGGAAAGAGUAUGAAGAGAAAAGUGAAAAAUCUAAACGCAAAAGCCGAGAUGAGAGGAGAGAAUCUUUGGACACAUCUCGAGAUGCUAGAGAUGAUUAUCAUCGUGAGGACAGGGGUAGAAAAUCUAAAAAAUCUAGUAAAAGGGAUGAUCGCGAAAGGUCGAGGUCUCCAAAGAAACGGAGAAGAUCCCGAUCAGAAUCUUCUGAGAGUGAUUAUCACUCAGGUCAUAAGCAUAAAAAGUCAAGUCGUGAGUCGAGCCCAUACGAGUCCAGUAGACGGCACAGCAGACAUGAUGAGUAUGAGUAUGUAGAUAGAAGCGGUAAGAAGUCAAGUCACAAACGCAGGUCUCGAUCAAGGUGGGCAAUUCAUUUCUUGAUUCAUAUGAGCGCUAUUAUUUAUUUGAUAGCAGAAUACCUUUUAAUAUUGUGCUUUUGUGCCUUUGAUAUUAGUAUUUGAUCAUGAUGUGUCUCUAUGUAUUGAUGUACCUAUAACAGCCUUUGUAAAAAUGGUCAGGUAUAGGUAUUCAAGUAUGUGUAUGGUUUUCUUUUUCAUAUUCUAAUAAUUCUAAUCUUAUCUUAACUCUUUUGGAAACUGUCUGAUAUUCUUUCAGGCAUGAAAUAUUUCAGCCGAAUGAAUUAAUUAAUGGUAACAAUCCACCAUUCAGAUGGGAAGCAAUUGGAUUUAAACUUUAUUAGAACCCAAGAUUAGAUGUGUUUGGUGUUUUUCUUUUCAGAUAAUGAGGAUGACAGGUUGUGAAGUAACCAACACGCAUAAUCACCAUGGCAACCACUUUCCACAUUUUAAUCUUGCAUGAUGAAAUGAGAUGUACAUAGUCCUUUUCUUAAUAAAUAUUUACAUUGUU